Messenger RNA from Aspergillus heteromorphus CBS 117.55, 1302 nucleotides. RefSeq names its product putative cysteine dioxygenase Cdo1. Gene Ontology annotation, biological process: L-cysteine catabolic process. The coding region runs from base 250 to 999 and encodes 249 amino acids. NCBI's taxonomy places the organism in Eukaryota, Fungi, Ascomycota, Eurotiomycetes, Eurotiales, Aspergillaceae. Gene Ontology annotation, molecular function: ferrous iron binding; cysteine dioxygenase activity. The transcript is spliced from 4 exons. The record is from RefSeq and is a predicted model, not a curated record.
UCUAAAUCGAUCUAGUCACUCUCUACUCCUAUUCACCCUAUAUUACCUCUAUUCUUCUUAUUUAGCUGCUAGCGGCGCGUCUGAUCCCUUUACAACCGUAUAUACAUACUUAAGUUCUCUGAUCCUUCUACCGAGUACCGACAGAGUAUAGCGCCUCCUAUCGAUAACAGACUCUAUCAGGAUCUAGUUUCUCGCGAGGAACCGGUGAUCGCUAAUUAGCAAGGCAAGGGGAUAAGUCGCAGGUCCAAGAUGCCAUACAUCGAGACAGACUCGUUCUCGGAGACUCCAGGUUCGAAUGGAUUCGACAAGCUCGUCCGAGAUCUCCGUGAUGUCCUGGGUCCGAGCUCGGGCCUCGACUCCGACGAUAUCGAUCCCAUGGAUGUCCAGCGUCUGAUGGAGCAGUACGACUCAAACUCGGAGGAUUGGAUCUCGCUCGCCCUGGCGGAUCCCAAGAAGAACUAUACCAGGAACCUCAUCGACGAGGGCAAUGGCAAGAGCAAUCUGCUCAUAUUGGUCUGGACCCCCGGUAAAAGAAGCCCUAUUCAUGACCACGCCAACGCGCACUGCGUCAUGAAGGCACGUAGCUAUCCUAUCUACACCUCCCAUAGCAAGAAACCCCAAGUACACACAGACAGAGACCCUCAGACUAAGCCUCAAAAUAUACAGAUCCUCAAAGGCUCCCUCCAGGAAACCCUGUACUCCUGGCCCGACAAAGACAAACUCUCGCACGGCCAUCCAUCACCUCCGCAAGUCAAAAGACAGACCGUCUACACCGAGAACCAGGUCACAUACAUGUCUGACAAGCUGGGCCUCCAUCGAAUAUCCAACCCGGAUCCGAAUGAGUAUGCCGUGUCGUUGCACCUCUACACGCCCCCCAACGCAGUAACAUACGGCUUCUACAUCUACGACGACGACACCGGCAAACCAAGCCACAUCCCCUCGGCGCACGUGUACUCCGUCCGGGGGAAACGCACGCGCGAUAAUCCUGAAUCUGCAUAAGAAUGGCCUCGCUACCCCCAAUACGUACCUUACCACCCCUGCAUCCCCUGUCUCUCUGCGUUUUGAGCCCUGGCACUGUUCUUCUCAUCUGAUGGCGUUAUCUCCUUCUAAAAAUCUCCGUUGGUUUCAGACUUUCGGUAUACGGACGGGACGGCCUUUAGACCCUAUUCAGGGAUGAUAGAUUGGUUGGAAUUUGGUUGGUUGGGACGGACUGCGUUGCGUUGUUUUACUUGGUUUAACUUUAGGCGUCGGUCUUUAUUCUUGCCUGUUUUUUUUUAUAGAUAUCUUUAUGGUGGUUCUUUG